UUAAGCUAUCCUAAUCCAUCGCUGCAUGUAAAAAAUGUAUAUAAGAAGCUCAAUUGCAACGUAGAUGUCCAGUGUUCGCCACGAUCACACCGGGACUAAUGGUGCUAUACGGGAGGAGAUGAUCAAUAUGUUAGACUCCAGUGCCAAAAUGGAACAGCAACAGAUAAAGAGAGACAAGAAUUCACUCUGUGAGGAAUUUUAUCUGUUCGGAGAUACCAGCUCAGUUCACGGGAUCAAAUAUGUGACGGAACCAUCUUCAGGUUGUUUUAGGCGGCUGUUUUGGUUGCUGUUGCUUUUGGUGUGUCUUGGAGUACUCGUGUACCAGAUAAUAGACCGUGUCUGCUAUUUCAUCAGUAACCCUGUCACAGUAAACGUCCAGGUCAACUAUAACAGUUCACUCAUCUUCCCUGCAGUGACAAUAUGUAACCAAAACGCUUUCAAGGCGACUUUAGCAGCUGAAGCAGGUCGGUAUAAAUUGAUCGAAGAUAUGUUUACUGAACCUGAAAAUUUUAAUUCAGAGAGUCUUAAAAAAUACUCUGCUGGGAAUACAACUCUAAAGGAUCUCUAUUUACAAGGCGCACAUAAACGCAAGGAUUUCUUGUUCAAGAUAGUUUGGAUGGGUCAAACAUUGACAGCAGACGACUUUGAACAAUACGUCACAGAUCAUGGCGUCUGUUAUACUUUUAAAAGCAGCGAGGAUAAGGUGUCCUCACCAGGUAUUGAGAAUGGUCUACGUCUGACGCUAAACAUUGAGCAGUAUGAGUACAUGCCGGGCCCCCACGACGCCGCAGGGAUAAAAAUGCUCAUACACGACCAUAAGGAUAUCCCAAUGGUACACGCUCUUGGUCAGGCCAUUUCACCUGGAUCUAGGGUCUUUGUGGGAAUGAAAGUCAUAGAGUUGGAGAACCUUCCAGAACCUCACGGUACUUGUCAAGAGAAGACAUUGGAGUACAUAGAUUUCUAUAGUACGGAUGCCUGCCGGUUGGACUGUUUGACGAAAAGAGCGAAGAAAAUCUGUGGAUGUCGGGCCUUGUACAUGCCCCACAAAAAUGGAGAACCACCUGUGUGCAACCUAGAUCAGUACUAUGGGUGUCUUAAAAACGUCAUAGAAACCUUUCCAACAUUAUUUCAUAAACUAUGUUCUUGUCCCGUUUCAUGUAAGUUCCGUGUGUUCGAAACGGAUUUAUCAUAUGGUACAACGUCAGACUACAAUCUCAGAAAAUAUUUAUCUUCUAAUGACACCGUUAAUUUGGCAGAGGAUCUUUUAAAAGCCAGGGAAGUCACGUCUAGAUAUGAAGAUUCAAAAAUAUCAGAAGUGAAACAUUUUUUCCUUAACUUGACAACAAAUACUGAACAAGUUUCAUACGUGUACAAUAGGCUUGUGAAAAUGGUGGAUGAUUUAUUGAAUAAGAUAAACACGAUGUUCACAGAUAUAAAAAGCCAUUUUGACUUUAAGGAUUAUCUAUACAAAUAUCAAAUCUACAUAAUGGAGAAAAACUUUAUGAGAGCACGUGAUGCAAUGGAAGAACGUCAUAUGCACAUUGUUCCGCUAGCAUAUGCAGAGUAUAUAUUAGAAAUCGAGAAAACUAUUCGAAAACUCACUGAUCCAAAAUUUCAGAAUGAUUCUUUUCGACUUUUUCUCUAUGAAAACUUGAAAGAUAAGAUAGAUAAUAGAAUUGAAAUCAUCGAAAGGGUCAUGGUAAACUAUACAUCUUUAAACAAUGCUUACAAUACAGGGGCGAAAAUAUUUAAUUAUCAAUUUAUGGACACACCUCGGGAUCAUAAUGAUUAUGCAGCCCCUAAAAUAUUAAUGAAAGAUUCUUUGAAUCACAAUUUGUAUGCAAAUCAAUCAACAGAACGAUAUGAAAGACAUCUGAAUAGCACAGUGAAAGCGUUAUAUUUAUGUAAAGAUUUAGCAGAAGUCGCUUAUUACAGUGGAGUGGUAAAUGAGACAGAAUUGGGACUUUGUGUUGAAGAUUUUCGAUUUUCCAUGCGCAACUGGGUGUUUGCACGAAGUUUAUUUUACUAUGAAAUUAUAGAUAGACCUAAAAGGAUACUUGAAGAGAAACUUGAAAACUUUGAAGUUUUGUGGAAUGAAUUUCAGCUGCUGUUUCAAAACCUCAAUCAAAGUAUAUACUCAAUACAUUCUGAAAACGCUGAUUUUGAUGAGGAUAUGUUGAAACCAAUAGAAAACAUGAACAGUAACUUGGAGCGUUACUUAAAUGGAAAUGCAACAAAGCUGGAAGUAUCGCAAAUGUUUCUUUCUAACACAACGGAUAGUAUUCUAACAGAAUUCCAAUUUUAUUUUCAAAUGUUAAAAAACAGACAAACAUCCCUGACGGAUUGGAUAACCAGAUUACAGUUUAUUUCUAAAGAUAUUUGGGAGAAUAUUAUAUACGACGAAGAUUCGUGGGAAUAUUACGAGUUUCUCAAUAAAACUGAAUAUUUAACCAACUUUACAGAAGUUAUCACCGAUUUGAAUGAAAGCUUCACGUCAAUUCUAGACACCGUUAGAUUUUCUGAUGUGAUCGGAAGCAGAGACGCCCAGCUCUUAUCUACAUUCAAAAGCAUCGUAGUUCAUAUGAGAGAAUUUAAGACGUCUUUGAAGAUCGAUAGCAGUUUUAUCAGGGACAACCUUUUGCAGAUAAAUAUUUUCUAUCGAGAGAUGAGUUAUGAAAAAAUACAUCAGCAGAUUGCUUACAACAUGUUUUCACUUUGGUGUGACAUCGGGGGAACCAUGGGUCUGUUUCUGGGAGCCAGUUUUCUGUCCAUCAUAGAAAUUAUAGACUUCGUAUUACACAGAGGCAUUCAACGCAGAAGAAAAUCUUGAUUUUAUAAUACAUGUAUGGUUUACUAAUGGUUUGUCAAAUUUUGAAAUGUUGAAUGGACAAAUUUAGCAGCAAAAGAAUAAGUUU
Molecule: messenger RNA, 2915 nt
Organism: Saccostrea cuccullata (small rock oyster)
Lineage: Eukaryota; Metazoa; Mollusca; Bivalvia; Ostreida; Ostreidae
Exons: 10
Coding region: 65-2830 (921 amino acids)
Biological process (GO): sodium ion transmembrane transport
Cellular component (GO): plasma membrane
Molecular function (GO): ligand-gated sodium channel activity
Source: RefSeq, a predicted model, not a curated record